UUUCAACUAACCAAUACAAGUUCCAAGAUUCUUCCUCUUCCAAGAUAGUGGGAAUCUAGCUCCUUGGCAUGAAUAUUCAUUACCUAACUUCAACUUCCUUCAGUAAUGAGAAGAUCAGCUCAAGAAUUUAUGAAUCAAGUUCACAUUAUCUAUGGGCAAAAUUAUCAUUAUGGCAUCAAGAAAAGAACACUAUUUUCUUGAAAUCCAGAAUUGCCUAUUGCAGUUCUUUUCAACACAGCCAACGUAGACAAGAAUGGGUACAAAAAUCUUUGAAAAUUUCAGCAACAAAGGGAAAAGAAUACUUUGCAAAUGCAAAAUCAGAGGAACAGAUCACUCAGAAAUUUGAUAAAAAGAAAGGCACAGUUGCAGGUGCUGUUGCUCUAAUCAUUGGGACAAGUAUUGGUUCUGGGAUUCUUGCUCUUCCCCAAAAAACUUCCCCUGCGGGAAUAAUCCCAAGUUCAAUAGCUAUGACAAUGUGUUGGGCAUUUCUAUUAGUGGAAGCACUUGUACUAGUUGAAAUCAAUGUGGGGUUGCUCAAAAAGAACAGUGUGAAAUUUGAAGGUAAUGAGCUAGAGAUCAUCUCCAUUAGAACAAUGGCUCAAGAAACACUAGGAGAAUGGGGUGGAGUCUUUGCUACACUAACCUAUGUCUUCUUAGGGUACACUUCAAUGAUUGCUUACAUUUCCAAGUCGGGCGAAAUCCUCUGCCAUUUGAUCAAUCUCCCAGAAUCAAUUUUGGGAUUUUUCUUCACUUCCCUCUUCACAAUUCUCAUCUCUGUAGGUGGGACUAAAGCCACUGAUCAAGUCAACCAAUGUCUCACUGCACUUAUGAUAGGACUGCUCGUAGUAAUCGAGGUUCUAGCCAGUGUAUAUGGAGGGUGGUCGGAAGAUGCAGGAAACAGUGACUGGGGAAAAGUUCCACCAACGAUACCCGUCUUGAUAUUCUCUUUAGUCUACCAUGAUCUAGCUCCAGUUCUUUGUGCUUACUUAGAAGGUGAUCUGAAACGAAUAAGAGCUUCAGUGUUGAUUGGUGGUCUGGUUCCACUCCUGGCAUUGCUUAUCUGGGAUGCAAUUGCCUUUGGCCUAUCAUCCCAGCUUGAUCAAGUUGCUGACCCUGUUGAAUUGCUUCUGAGGCUGAAAUGGAGUGGAUUGUCAUAUAUGGUACAAGCAUUCUCACUACUAGCUGUGGGAACAUCUCUAAUUGGUACUCUUCUAAGUUUCUCCGAGUUUCUCAAAGAGCAAAUCAAUAAACUUGACUUGCAACCAGAUGUAUCCACAAGAUUAGAUUUACAGAGAUCAAAUUCUCAGCUCCGACUAAGCAAAUGGUGGAGAAGAAACAAUUUAGGCUUCACAGCAACAGCAAUUGCCAUUGCUCCCCCUCUUCUUGUGUCGACAACGAUUCCUGAUGAUGCAUUUUCCGCUGCUACAGAUAUAGCAGGCGGUUACUGCAUGACAAUGCUAUAUGGCGUCCUACCACCCGCAAUGGCAUGGGCUAUGCACAAUAGAGAAGGCAAGGACAAUGAAAAGAUAAUAUCAAGAGCAACACCUGUUCUUCUAUCCAUAGGACUAAUUUCUUGUGGUAUAAUUGUAGUGCAAAUUCUUCAAGACCUCUCCAUUUUGCAUUCUUGAAAUUGUACUAUAAUCAGACUGAUAGUAGACAUUGUAAAUAACGUAACUACGGAACGGAAAAGCUCCUCAAGAUCACAGAAAAGAAAAAGCAUCUUGAGACUGCAAGUUUAUCAACACCAUUCCCAUAAAAACCAAGCAAUGAUUCAUUUAAAUACAUUCUCACUCCUCUUUACAGCUGAA
Nicotiana attenuata is the source of this 1808-nucleotide messenger RNA. RefSeq names its product tyrosine-specific transport protein 2-like. The record is from RefSeq and is a predicted model, not a curated record. Gene Ontology annotation, biological process: amino acid transmembrane transport. The coding region runs from base 69 to 1628 and encodes 519 amino acids. Lineage: Eukaryota; Viridiplantae; Streptophyta; Magnoliopsida; Solanales; Solanaceae. The transcript has 8 exons.